Molecule: messenger RNA, 1066 nt
Organism: Pelagomonas calceolata
Lineage: Eukaryota; Pelagophyceae; Pelagomonadales; Pelagomonadaceae
Source: the annotation of a GenBank genome assembly
CGUUCUCACGCGCGACUACUCAAUUUUUACGUCUGGAGAGGGUAGUCAAGCGGGCACGGUAAAUAGACGUCUGGCCGCUGUGGAAAGGAAAGCAGGAGAGGAAACAAUUUGAAUAUGGAUCGAUCAGCGUCGCCCGCGGGCUCCGUGCUACGUUUGCGCUUGACAAUUGUGUUAAGCGACGCCACGUGGGCUCGAUUUUCACCAAUUCCCUUGCACUGGCGCCUGCAAAAAAAGUACCGAGCUAGCGUCCUGUAAGGCACUAGCCAGCUCGACGCUUGAGUCUCUGGUCUGUAGCGCUGCAACUACAUUUCAAUUCACGCAAACAACUGGUCGCAUCGCUACUCACAAACCGCAGUACGAGUGCUUCACGAUGGCAACUGCACCGCAGCAAAAAUGCAGGACGCUGCGCGCCUACUGCGUAGACACGAUCCUGAAACGCGUCGCGACCUACGACGUCAGCGAGCAGCAGCGGCAGAAAGGCGACGCGGCGCUGAUGGAGGGUUCCGGCGACGGCCAGCUGCACCGCGUCACGCUGCUGAAGGCGUUGGGCCGCUGCGAGCUCUCGCGUGCCUUCCGAGGGCUCCCGUUCACGUACGCCGCGACGCGCCGGUUCCUCGUGGCCAGCGGCCCGGCCAAGGGCGCGAAGGUCUUCGACGCGCUGCGCGAGAGCGCCGACGCGUCGUCCGACUUACUCGCCGUCGAGUCGGCGGAGUGGCUCGUCGACGAGCUCAUGGAAGCGGGCAAACUCAAACGCGACCGGGGCCCGGAACUCGUGGGCGCCGCGAAGAAUGCGGCGAAACGGGCGGCGAAGGCGUGCCGGGCGCGGAGACAGGUCCUCAUGCGUCCGGCGCCGCGGGAGCCGGCGGCGCCGGCGUUCGCCGCGCGCGACAUCCGCCUCGACGGCGUCCCACAACCACCGCCGACGACCGAAGUCGACCUGGCCGCCUUCGCCGAGAAGUGCGCCCUGCGCGUGCAUCCCGACCGGCGGGGAGCGCUCGGCGACCGCGCGGCGCCAGGACGUUGAUGAGGACGUGAGACGUUCGAGGAAAGGGUAGUAAUGUGCUAG